GGAGGGGGGAGAACGGUGCUCGGUUCGGGUGCGUGCCGGCUGCGCUCCCCGUUGGCGGUCCUUAGCGCUUGUAGUACAGCUGGCGUGGGCUCAGCUGCUUUCAUCGGGUCUGUUUCAGUAACCGAGCCACUUCACUCUUUGUGUUAUGCGCUGUUAAAGUCUACUGGUUCUUUCUGCAUGGGGAGUUUUUGCCAUCAGGAAUGUCCUCAGAUGAGAGAUAAAAUGUAAAGUAACUCGCAGAAUUGGCUACUCUAUAAGUGAUCGCUUCAAGUCCAAGUUCAGGGAGGGUACAAAUUCUCUGGAGGCUUCACUGCCGGUUGCGUUAAAGCUUUAAAAUAUCGGCUUGUGAGAGGAGAAUGACUUGGAAGAUGUUGGGACAUUGUUUUGAAAAUAAGUGCUUAAAGUGAGGGAAGAAAAACAGUGUGAUUAUCAUCUCAGAACAUUCCCAAUCCAGUAUUUCGUUUUUGACUGCAUUCAGAUGCCUUCUGCUUGCAAAGCUGCUGAAAUGUGUUGAGCACUGCCUCUCAUCUCCUAACCAUGAACAGUUCAAAAUCACCAGGGCUGGCUGGAUUUGGAAUCUUAAAAAACACAACCUGCCACACGGAGAAGAAGAUUUCUGUUUUCUUUUCAAUAAUUUUCAUGACAGUGGGAAUUUUGUCCAACAGUCUCGCAAUAGCAAUUCUCAUGAAAGCGUAUCAGAGAUUUAGACAGAAGUCCAAAGCCUCUUUUUUGCUUCUUGCUAGUGGCUUGGUCAUCACCGAUCUCUUUGGCCACCUCAUCAACGGAGCCAUCGCAGUGUUUGUGUAUGCAUCGGACAAAGACUGGAUUCGGUUUAACCAGUCCAACAUUCUUUGCAGUGUUUUUGGCAUCUGCAUGGUUUUCUUUGGUUUGUGCCCACUUUUCCUGGGCAGUGUGAUGGCUGUUGAACGUUGCAUUGGAGUCACCAAGCCAAUAUUUCACUCCACAAAAAUGACUUCUAAACAUGUGAAAAUGAUGUUGACUAUGGUAUGUCUGUUUGCUGUUCUUAUAGCUUUGCUGCCUAUUCUUAGGUUUAGAGCCUACCAAAUUCAAGCAUCGAGGACCUGGUGCUUCUAUAAAACAGAACAUGUUGAGGACUGGGAAGACAGAUUUUAUCUCUUACUUUUUUCUUGCCUUGGGUUACUGGCCCUUGCUAUUUCAUUCUUGUGCAAUGCUGUCACAGGAAUUACCCUCUUAAGGGUCAAAUUUAAAAGUCAACAAAGACAAGGCAGAUCACAUCAUUUUGAAAUGAUCAUUCAGCUCUUGGCUAUAAUGUGUGUUUCUUGCAUUUGCUGGAGUCCAUUCCUGGUAAGAGCCUAAUGUGUUUGCCAAUUUUUAAUGCACGUCACUGUAUAAAACUUAUACUUUUAAUCUCCAGGUUUAAAGGUGAUUUAGCUCCAGUCAUAUUUCAAUUUAUUUAUUUUACAGCAUGUUGCCUGUGAUGUAUGUACAUUUGCUUCUAUAUCAAAAUUACUAAUUAUUCUUUACCUCUGGUUGUAAGUGAAGUACAUUGAGCAAAUAAGAUGUGUAGGGAAUGUGAAUACCGGUGCUGUGAAGUAGACGGUGGUAGCAGAGGGGUAGUGGAAUAAUCUAAAACAAAUAUUGACCUCCAAAAAUUCGCUGAAAUCUUGGAGUGGCAAUUCUAUUUAGUCUGUACUGUGGUUCCUGUCAGUUUUUAUUUAUGCUAGCCUGUUCUUUGUUAUUAUUACAGUUUACUGCUACUUGCGAACUAUGCUACAGAAGAUAACAGUUAAGAACAUAAAAAUUCUCCAUUCCAUUAGCAGGGUAUUAAGGGCUUUGCUUUAGAGUUAUGUAAAAAAAAACAGCAGUUGGCAGUAGGUUAAUGUAAAAAUUUGGUUCAGACCUGAUCAAGCUAUGUUUGUAAUCCAGACAGAUCUCUAGCAAAGCUGCUCUGUGCACUCAGGGCUGUCUCAGCUGUGCGGGCUCCAUGCUAGUAAGUGCUAUGACUCUUCCAAAGCAGUCAGUUGUGCUCAGGGUACUGUGUGCUGUCAGUGAGUGGUGUCAAUGGAAAUGGGAUUAUGACAUGGCAAAGAAUUUGACGGGUCCUGUGUUAUGAUGGCUUUUUGAAGGUGCUUAAAGAUGUAAACCCAACUGAAGCUGUUAUAAUUUUUUGCUAGGGUGAGAGAGGUUGUCACAAUUAAUAUUUAAGCUCAAUUUGUAUCCUAGAUACAAUGUCUGAUAGUUUUUCUCUGACGUGAACAAGGAGUGCAUUUGGUUAGAGUUUACAAAAAUAGAAAUUUAAAUCUGAGAUCUGAAUCAGAUUCAGUCAUAUCUCAUCUUCUCACUGGCUUUGGUAUAGUGUGGAGGUACCUGAACUGCUUCUGAAUAGGAUUCCAACAGCUGCAGCAGCUAGGUACAUCUGGCAGAUAACAGCCAAUUAACCCACUGUCACAGACGUGAGGGAGAGUGCAGGGAUAUGCCUGUGCCUUGCUGAAACGCACAAAAACUGUCACUUGUGUUCAACCGUGACAGAAUUUCCCCUGCUUCUCUACUGAUUUUUCUAGACUUGCUCUACAACGUAGUUGAAAUUCAUGUUAGCUUUUGUCAGUGUCCUGAUUGCUGAAUAUGCUGCAUAAAUAAAGUCAUCAGAGCAGUCCUGUAAGCUCAUGUAGUGACCUUACUUCCAGUAACUUCCAACACUUAAAAAAUUAAUGUGGGACAAGACAAAGAAUGGUUAUCAAGAAGAGCAAUGGAAAGGAUGGCUUUAAUUUUCAUGGGUAAACAAUAUUUUAUCCUUCUCUGACAUUUAUUUUCGUACAAAGUAACUUUCCUUAAAGGCUGCAGUUACUUUGCUUGUCAAAAGAGCUAUGAGUAUUUUUCAUUUAAAGAGGUGUUUCAUUUAUCCAGCAUUUGGAGGAACACUGCGUUGCAACUACUCUGUUUGCUCUUGGUAGCUUGGGUGAUUUCUUAAACUUUUCAAUUUUCAUUUAUAAAACCAUUUUUUAAAAUGCUGACAAUCUUUAAUAAAAUCACAGAGCUGCUUUUCUUAUAAGUAUUGACCUUCGUCUAGGCUGUUUACAGUGUAGUUUACAGUGAAUUAUUAUUCCAGCAGGGAUUUUUUUUUCAGAGUCUUUUUAGAGCAUGGUGGUCUCAUCAGCUGGUGAUAUAAAAAGUGAAUGGUUUCUUCCUUAAAUUUGGUACUUGGUAGUUUUUGCGAAUGGGUUGCAUAGGAGGGUGGGGUUGCAUAGGAGGGUGAUACACAAGCAAUUCUACUUUAUUCAUCAUGUGCUGUAUAAAUUUCAUGGUGCAAAUCUCUCAUACUUUCUGUGCAUUGCGAGCUCUCAGUGUUUUGAUCCUACAUUGCUUGAACUGAGGCGCACCAAACUAUCACCAAAGUCAGCCCAUCAGUAUGGAAAAGAGUUUUGCACUAUGAGCAAAUAAAUGUGAGAAAUGAGAAGUUUAAAAAUUCUGUGUAAGAUAGGAUUUAGUUCUUGGAAGUAAGUUUCAAGGAAGCGAACAAUCAAUGUGUUAGGCAGAGAGUUUGGGAAGUGUAGCAAAACCUGAUCCUUGGUGUAGACUGAGCUAUCAGGAUUGCAGAAUAUACAUCAAAAUUAAUGAUCUAAAUUACCAACUUUCUCUUCACUUUGAAAGCAUUCUGCUCAGAAAUCACCAAGAGAAUUGUAAGCACUGUGUUAAUGUAGCAAGCUUCACUGAACAGCAGUGAAGCACGCAGAUUGAGUGGAAUAAAGUUUUGCUAAGAACGUACUGCUGAAGCGCUGCAACGAAGAGAUCCAGAAUUUAUCAAGGUGUGUGAUUUAUGGUGAAUUGCUGCUUCAAAUCUGAAACCUCUCAGGGCUUUUAAUUUGUGAAAUUAAUGGUUUAGAUUCCAUAGUUGAAGCAGCGUAUACCUACAAAAGUUUAUCUUGAAAUAAAUAUAUUCAGGCAUCCAUAAGUGAAAUUAUUUGACAAAAUAUCUAAUUACAUGUUUGUUUUGCAUUCAUUUGCUCGUUUAAUUUUUUCUUAAGAUGAAAUCUAGAAGUCAGUGUCAGUCUUUGAAACUGAGAAUUUUGCCCAUGCCCUCUGACCUACGGGGUAUAUAUGAUAAAAUGUUAUUUGAGAGUGACUCACUCCUGUCUAAACCAAAGCAAUUAGAAACGAAACAAACAAUUUGAAGAGAAGGCAGAGGAAGGUGAGAUAUUUUAUGCCACAUGUGGUUUGCAAAUAUAGGGGUUGGGAUUUAUUCAAAGUGAUUCACCAUCUGACAGGGGUUUAUUUUGUUUAUUUUUCUUCUGUUUUCAAUCUAGUCUAGUAUUACAUCAAUUGUCAUAUAUGCGUGGAUAACAAAAGUCUAUCCAAUAUUGUAGUCUGGUGCAGAUUUACUUUUUGCUGCAUUUUCAUAUAUAUAUGUGUGUGUGUGUAUAUAUAUAUAUAUAUAUAUACAUAUGGAGUUAUGUCACUGUCCUUUCUUAAAAUUUCCUUUAAAUGGCAUUAGACCCAUCACCCUUCACAGUGUCCAGUGUGGAAAUGAGCUUGCAAAAACAGGUGUGCAUACAAAAAUACAUAAUAUUAUAAUCUGUUACCACCCCUAUUUUAAGACACCUGGAGAUCUGAAGCGUUUUGAGAAACAGAGCCUGUGGUUUGGCUGGGACUGUUGGACAGGGACUUUCUUCUGAUUUCUCUUGUGAAGCUCUCUUUUAUCUUGUUUGCUUCUCAAAGAUGGGCAACUUUCUCAAGUUCUCUGCAACUGUGUAGGAAUCCUUCCAUAAGAGAGUAAGGGGAAGAAGGAAUUUAUCAUUUAAGGAAUGUUAUUCCUUAAAUUUCUCUGUAAUUCUUAAUUAUAGACAGCAAGGGUUAUGUUGGCUGGGAGUUUACAACCUGCUUAUUCCUUUGUGGGGAAACAUUUAUAUUCUUUUGAGGAGCUGAAAGGGUGAGGAAACUGACACAAAAGAGCAAGUGAAAUUCAUGAGUUUUCCAAUAAUCUGUGUGGUCAGUGAUUCACAGAGGCACAUUUAGUCUUACAAUCCAAAUCGUUUUGUUUUGUGAUGGGAAAUUCCAGGAAUAUAUGUUCUGAAGAUAGUAACAUCAACUUCUAUGUGUAAUAAGUCAUCGUUUUUUAUUCUUGCUUGUCUUAGGAUAUGUGAAUUUUGUUGGAUAAAUUUGGUCCCGAGGGCUUGGAUUCUCAAAGCAAAUAGCUGAGCUGGAGCAUUUGGUGACAAGCACUGCUGAUGACAUAAAUUGUUUUAUAAAGUUGGCCUGCUGUGAAACAGCUUGGCUUAGGAGCAAUGUUCAUUUGAGCAGAUCCUGACUUCAUACAUCAGGUUCUCUGGGGCUCAAAGGAUAGACACAUUUUAAAUUCUAUUUUUGUGAAAGCAAAGUGAACUUCCUGUAACUAUGGACAGGAGGAGUUUAUUUCACAGAGAAUUUGUCUACAGGAACAAAUUAUGAUAUGGAAAGUCUAAUCCUUUUCAUGUGUGAAACGUCUUAGCAUGCAAAAAAUGCUGUUACAUUUAAAUUAUUCUUCUCAAGAUCUUUUUUCCAUAGUUAUCCAAAUCCUCUCAUUCUGGUUUCACCCCUUUACUGCAGAAAAU
Molecule: messenger RNA, 5567 nt
Organism: Meleagris gallopavo (turkey)
Lineage: Eukaryota; Metazoa; Chordata; Aves; Galliformes; Phasianidae
Gene: PTGFR
Product: prostaglandin F receptor
Biological process (GO): adenylate cyclase-activating G protein-coupled receptor signaling pathway; inflammatory response; positive regulation of cytosolic calcium ion concentration
Cellular component (GO): plasma membrane
Molecular function (GO): prostaglandin F receptor activity
Source: RefSeq, a predicted model, not a curated record